Crotalus tigris (Tiger rattlesnake) is the source of this 4016-nucleotide messenger RNA. RefSeq names its product coronin 1A (gene CORO1A). Bases 60 to 1520 code for a protein of 486 amino acids. Gene Ontology annotation, molecular function: actin filament binding. Gene Ontology annotation, biological process: actin filament organization; cell migration. The transcript is spliced from 11 exons. Lineage: Eukaryota; Metazoa; Chordata; Lepidosauria; Squamata; Viperidae. The record is from RefSeq and is a predicted model, not a curated record.
GUGAGCUUUUUGUGUGCUGGCCCUUUAAGAGAUAGCCCUCCCAGCGCUGUUCCUGGGCGAUGGCUUUUAAAAAGCCUGAGCGCUCUAGUCCUAAUGCAUUGUGUGAUACAUCAGCUACGGAAGGUGCAAGAACCAUGAGCCGCAAAGUUGUGAGGUCCAGCAAGUUCCGUCAUGUCUACGGACAACCGGUGAAGGCUGACCAAUGCUAUGAUGACAUUCGUGUUUCUCAGAUGACAUGGGAUGGGAACUUUUGCUCUGUCAACCCACAAUUCUUAGCCAUCGUCGUGGAGGCUAGUGGUGGAGGAGCCUUCCUGGUCCUGCCAUUGUCUAAGACUGGUCGCCUGGAUAAGGCCCACCCUGUGGUCUCAGGGCACACAGCUCCUGUGUUAGACGUAGAGUGGUGCCCCCACAAUGACCAUGUUAUUGCCAGCUCAUCUGAGGACUGCAGUGUUAUGGUCUGGUCGGUGCCUGAAGAGGGUCUUACAAGAUCUUUGAAUGAACCCCUGGUGACUCUUGAAGGCCACUCUAAAAGGGUGGGGAUUGUGACCUGGCACCCAACAGCCCAGAAUCUCCUGCUGAGUGCAGGCUGCGACAAUGUCAUAAAAGUCUGGGAGGUGAGUGUUGGUCAAGCGGCCAUUUCCUUGGAUGAGUUGCAUCCAGAUGUCAUCUAUAGCGCAGCUUGGAACCAGGACGGCUCUUUGCUCUGCACAGCCUGCCGGGAUAAGCACGUGCGGCUUUUCGACCCUCGGGCCGGGGGCACCACUGCAAAUGAAUUGCCACGGGCCCAUGAAGGCUCUCGUCCAGUUCGGGCCACGACUGUGAAGGAUGGAAAACUUUUUACGACAGGGUUCAGUCGCAUGAGUGAGCGACAGGUGGCCCUGUGGGACCUGAGGAAUCCUGAGGAACCAUUGACUCUUCAGGAGUUGGAUACAAGCAGUGGUGUACUCUUGCCUUACUAUGACCCAGAUACCAACGUGGUUUACCUGACUGGCAAGGGUGACAGCAGCAUCCGGUACUUCGAGCUGACCGGCGAAGCUCCCUACGUGCACUAUUUAUCCAUGUUUACUUCCAAGGAGUCGCAGCGAGGAGGUGGAUGGAUGCCCAAACGAGGGCUGGAUGUGAGCAAGUGCGAGAUUGCCAGAUUUUACAAACUACAUGAGAGGAAAUGUGAGCCCAUUGCUAUGACGGUGCCCCGGAAGUCAGACCUGUUCCAAGAGGACCUGUAUCCUGACACAGCUGGUCCAGAUCCCGCCUUGACUUCAGAGCAGUGGCUAGCAGGCAAGGACGCAAGCCCCAUCCUCAUUUCCCUCAAGGAUGGCUAUACUCCCCAGAAGAGCCGAGAGUUCAAAAUCAACCAGACUCUCCUGCAGGGGCCCAAGAGAAGUCAACUUCCACACGAAGGGACACAGCAAAGGGGUCCAGCUUUAGAUCAGUUCUCGGAGGAUCUGAAACGACUGCAAGCUACUGUGUCGGAACAGGAGCGACGCAUCUCAGAGCUGGAGAGGAUUGUGAAGAAAUAGUUUCUCUCUGUUUUCCUAGCCAGUCCGGUUCUUCAUGAGUCACAAUGGACUUUGUUUCACUGGCCUUUUAAAGCCCCUUUGAUUUUUUUUAAAUGGGUGGAUCCUCAGGGCGUUAUUAAGAUUCAUCCACCCUAAACUCAGGGCAGAAACUCAAGUUUAUCUAUUCCAGACAGAGCCCUUUUUCUGAGUUAACAGAUUCCACCUUGAAAAGAUACGAAAUAUACUUCUUUGCUUAGCCUCGGUGAAGGCAUUCAGGAUGAUAGCCCAUCUAUUUACAACUCUGGAGGUUCGUUUCUCCCAGGCCUCCAGUUCUGGUCUCUGCUUUCUGGUUCCUGCUCUGCUUUUUCCCUUAGAAAACAAAUUGUCUUCCUUUGGACUUUUUUUUUAAAAAAUGCUGCAUAUCCCGUUUCUUAGAUUUUGCUUUUAAGGGCAUGGUUGUGUGUGUGGGGGGGUUCUUUUGUUUUAAAAGGGCUACAAUAUUUAACUGAUCAUCGAUUAAGCAUUUGGAUUGAUUGGUAUGCAUUUUAGUUAUUUGGUCAGUAACUCAACCUGAGAAUUGCAGGGAGUAAACCCGGUGGAAGGCAGAUUCCCACCUUUGUGUGAGAGAGGAGGGGAAAUCUGCUCAAUAAAAUAUGCUUGUUUCUUUGGAACAGUUUUGCAUCUACGUAUUUCAUUCAAACCCUUUCAUUCAUUCAAAUUCUUGAAAGUUACAUAGCAGACCUUUUUUUAUUCAAGUUUUAAAUAGUGGUUAUUCUUGGGACCAAUUUUUUGCCCCUGCUCUCCAAAACACAAUCAAACGGCAUUAAGUAACCACACAAGCCUAAAACCAUCAGCAAUAGUUUACUUCUACAGGUAAUCCUUGCUAAAUAAACCAUUCAUUUAGUGACCGUUCAAAGGUACAACAGCACUGAAAAAAAGUGACUUAGGACCACACCUUGCACUUACAACUGUUACAGCAUCCCCACUAUCUCAGAAUCCAGGUGCUUGGCAAUUAGCAUGUAUUUACAAUGGUGGCAUCAUCCCAGGGUUACAUGAUCACCAUUUUUCACCUUCCCAGCCAGCUUCUGAUAAGCAAAGUCAACGGAGGAAGUUGGGUUCAUUUAACAACCGUUAUGAUUCAUUUAACAAUUACAAUGAUUCGCUUAACAACGGCAAAAAGGUCAUAAAAUUGGCUGCAACUCACUUAAACAAACACCUCCUUGCUAAGCAGUGGAAAUUCUGGUCCCACUUAUACUAGUCCUCUACUUAUGACCACAAUGGAGCCCAAAAUUUCUGUUGAAAAACAAGGCAGAUGUUAAAUGAAUUUUGCUUCAUUUUACAAUGUUUCUUGCCACAGUUGUUACGUGAAUCAAUGUAGUUGUUAAGUUAGUAACAUGGUUGUAAAGUGAAUCUGGCUUCCCCACUGACUUUGCUUGUUAGAAGGUCGCAAAAAGUGAUUCCGUGACCCUGGGGCAUUGCGACCGUCCUAAAUAGAUGCCAGUUGCCAAGUGGCUGUGAUGAUGGGGAUGCUGCAAAGAGCAGAAGUGUGAAAAAUGGUCAUAAGUCACUUUUUUCAGUGCCGUUGUAACUUUGAACAGUCACUGAACAAAUGGCUAUAAGUCAAGAACUACCUAUGUAGCAAGUUGACUUCCAGAAAGAAUUUAAGACAAUCCAAUCCAGCAUUUUGUUGAUGCCAAAGGGAAAGGAAGGGAGCAAUUCUCCCCCUAUGUCUGAUAUUGAAAGGCUGCAUACACCCAACAGAACUAUUAAAACCACGAGCCACAUGAUCACUUUAUAUUCUAUGGAAGUGUCUAGCCCAUUUUCAGAGAUCUUUUUUUCCUCUCAUGUAUUCACCAAUGAUUUGCAACCAAUCCUUUAAAUGUAAUAGAAUUAAUUUAAAUUACUUAACCCACAAUCCUAUUAAUCUAGAUUGCCCUUCUCUUGAUUAAGCAUGGGGGCCAAUUUGAAGAGUUGACAAACUGCCAGUAGUGGCUUUUCCCCCCUCCAAAAUGAAAUAAGAGUAAGGAGCAGGAGUUCUCAUCCCCCCCUACAGGACUUUUAACAUUGGGAGGAGCCUGGAAGGACCUUUUCCAGGUAAUCAUGUUUUAUUAUAAGACGUAAGUUUUGGUGAGCUGCAGCUCACUUCGUAAGAUGUAUAGAGUGUUAAAUUAAUUUAAAUUGGAGGGAGAUAGAGGAAAAAGGGUAGAAAAAUUAAGGUGGUUAUGCCGAUACAGAUGAUACAUGAAAGGUUACAAGUACCCUAUCAAUUAACAAUUCCAAUAUGUUAAAAAUCUAUUGUUGAGACCUGAGAUUGUCUGCUUUAGAUUUAUGCAAGCACAAGAAUUUCUCAUUAAAUGAUAAAAAUCCUGUUUUUCAAAAAAAAAAAAAAAAGUUGAGACCUCUCACGAUAUCCUGGCAGAUCGAAUCCUUGGUAUUAUUUUGUCCUUGUUUUGAGAUCUGAUAUCAAUGCCUAUUAAGCUUUUGUCUUUUAAUAAAAUUUAUUGGUUGGAAAAGCUA